This is a messenger RNA of Colletotrichum aenigma, 2055 nucleotides long. RefSeq names its product NADPH--cytochrome P450 reductase (gene cprA-1). The coding region runs from base 1 to 2055 and encodes 684 amino acids. NCBI's taxonomy places the organism in Eukaryota, Fungi, Ascomycota, Sordariomycetes, Glomerellales, Glomerellaceae. Gene Ontology annotation, molecular function: NADPH-hemoprotein reductase activity; FMN binding; flavin adenine dinucleotide binding. The record is from RefSeq and is a predicted model, not a curated record. The transcript has a single exon. Gene Ontology annotation, cellular component: cytosol.
AUGGAUGCUGUCAACGUUUUGUCGAAGCAGGCCACCUACGACGAUUACUUCCUCCUCCCUCUCGUUAUCCUGGGAUCCCUCUUCGUCUUCAACGGAGGGAGCAUCCUCCCCAAGACCGACCCGUAUUACCAAAAAUGGUUUUGGAAGCCCCAAGAGUCUACGGGCGGCAAUGUCACUCUCACAAAACGGACCAUAAAUAUCGCAGAGAAGAUUCAAGAACUCGGAUCUGACCUGGUUAUUUUCUGGGGUUCCCAAUCUGGCACGGCCGAAGGCUUCACCCAACGUCUCGCCCGCGAAUUCCACCAACGCUUCAAGCUAAAUGCUCUUGUAACGGAUCUGUCAGACUAUGACGCUGAGACCAUCCCUCUCAUACCGGAGUCGAAGCUUUGCAUUUUCAUUAUGUCCACCUACGGAGAAGGUGAUCCCAGCGACAACGCUCAGGACUUUGUCAGUUGGACCUCCAGAAUGACCGGCGUUUCUCUGGAACACCUGAAGUACGCAGCCUUUGGAUGUGGUAACAGCAACUAUCGAUUCUACAACAAAGUCAUUGACGACGUUGUGACGGCCCUCGCAAGCUUCCGAGCCACGGCAAUUCUGCCCACUGGCAAGGGCAACGAAGCCACCAGAACAACUGAGGAAGACUUCAUGGACUGGAAAGAGAGCCUCUUCAAAACGCUUGUGAAUGACUUUGCCUACAAGGAGUACGAUGUCGAGUACGAGCCCAGCGUCGAUGUCAUCGUCGAUAACGUGGACGAUCAUGUCGGGAAGCCUUUCUACAGAGCAAUAUCGAAGAAGGCCACAUCCCUCCACUCUGAGAUUGCUGCACUGCCUGUCAGAGCCAAACGUGAGCUUGCGCGACACGAUGGCCAAGGACAUAGCCUAAUCGAUCUGGAGGUGGACUUGUCGAGUCACCUUGAGAUCAAGUACAAGACUGGAGACCACAUCGCCAUCUGGCCUGUCAACCCGAUUGAUGAGGUCGAGUCCUUGCUUGAGCUUCUGGGCUUGGACUCCAGAAGAAACGGGUCAAUUCAGGUGGUCAGCAAGGCCACCGAGGAAGAGCCCAAAGUACCAAGCCCAACCACAAUUCAGGCACUCUGCCAGCAUUACCUUGAGAUUUGCGCAGCUGUUCCACGAGAGGCAGUCCUAUCCCUGGCCCAAUUUGCGUCUACCGAUAAGGUCAAGACCGAACUCAAGACAAUUGGCCAUGACAGAGAGACUUACGCAGCCUUCCUGGAACAAAACCAUCUUACUCUCGCCCGGCUUCUCAAGCAUACCCUUACCGUUGAUCCGUCAGCCACGUGGACAAACCUGCCCUUGUCAUUCAUGAUCGACUUCUUACCAGCGAUGCAGCCACGUCUGUACUCUAUCUCAAGUUCUAGGAUCACCUCGCCUCGUCACGUCAGUCUCACUGUCUCGGUCAAACCUUCCCAGUUGGCAGCCAAGCCAGAUGUCACUAUCGCGGGCCUUGCAAGCACAUAUCUAUCUCGCCUUCAGCCAAACAGGCCCGGGUCUCCCGAGACAGCUUUAACCAACAUGUCUCAAGUUCAUGCACAGAUCUGUGGAUCAUCCUUCAAGCUUCCUAUCCUCCCUUCUGUGCCACUGGUGAUGGUCGCCGCCGGCACCGGCAUAGCACCAUUCCGAGCUUUUGUACAGGAAUGCGCCCGGCUUGCAUCUGUUGGCAAGGAGAUUGGAACAAUGGUCUUGUUCUUUGGAUGCCAAAAUGAGUCAGAUUAUCUUUUCAAAGACGAGCUUGCUGAAUUGAUGGACGGUGCCCUGGCUGGAAAGCUCGAGGUCAUUACAGCAUUUUCACGGGUGAACAGCCAGAAGACCUACGUGCAACACCGGCUUCGGGAGCGAAGCCGGGAUCUUGGUCGCUUGUUGCUGGAUGAGGAUGCUGCAUUUUAUAUUUGUGGUGCCGCGAACAUGGCCAAGGCCGCCGGCAACGUCGUGAGAGAGACAGUUAAGGUGACCCAAGAAUGGGAAGAUGAUCAAGUCGAAAGCUGGAGACAGGAAAGGAAGAGGUCAAAGAGAUGGUUUGAGGAUGUGUGGAGUUGA